GUUAUGGGAAUCUGACGUAAUUUGUUUCGAGCCAUCUCGAUGAGGCGACGACCAUGAGCUGGCAAAAUUCAACAAGUCGUGUCCCGUCUGACGUUUACCUUCAGAUCAUAAAUGAGCCAGAGUACUGGCUGACUUUAGCUGUGGUUGGUUUCGCCUUGUCAGCUGUGACUGUGGUUGCAAAUUCUAUAUUGCUAGCAACCAUUUGGCACGAUCCUUUGAGGUCGCUUCGAACUCCGCCAUGUCUGUUGAUCGCGAAUUUAAGCUUGGCAGAUUUGCUUGUGGGGUUGUGUGUAAUCCCUAUGGUGACGUUAAGGGAUGUGUAUCGAUCUUUCCUACAAAUGGUACCAUUGCCGUCAAUUGUGGGAACUAUAACAUCAUGCAUUCUGAGCGCAACACUCUUUGUCAGUAGCGCUACCAUCGUUGCGAUGUCAGCAGCUUGCUUUUACGCCAUCGACAAUCCCAUUCGAUACAAGACAAACAUGACAAAGAAGAGAAUUUACUGGUUGAUAGUCAUGGUAUGGAUAGCAUCAGUUCUUAUCUGCUGCCUUCCGGUGACGACUAUUCCUGAAAAUACGUUCAUGCUCAUAUAUAUGCACACUCACAUAUCUCUGCCGGCCUUGCUUCUCAUGAUUAUCUACAUAAAAGGUUUUCGUUCCCUUUCGCGCCGACGCCGAGAACUUCUCCAAAGUACGAACGCGUCGGUCAGAAACCACAAGCUCGCUUUGGAACGUAAACGAAACAUGGCUGUGAUAGUGACGACAAUUCUAAUGAUGUUCUACAUCAGUUACCUCCCACGAUUUAUAAUUUUUCAUCUGGAGAACUUUUGCAGCCCUUGCCAAAUCAACGAAGAUUCAAUAAGGUUUCAUAAAACCGACGUGAUUACUUCGCGCCUUAUAUUCUUCAAUUCGGCUAUAAAUCCAUUUGUUUACGCUUGGAGAAUGCCGAAAUACCGCCGAUCUCUGGUAAGCUGCUGGAAAGCUCUCCAAAGUAAACUAAAGUCAACUUUGAAGCGUUAAUUACAAGGUCGUUACGACAAUGACAAUUAAUGGAGUCUAAACUUUUUUUAAGCUUCGUUCAAUUUGAAGGGAAAAAAUGAUAAAAAACUAGAAAGCAGCGAACUUUUGUUCAUGAACUGACAGUAAACCUAGAGGAAUUAAUUCCUUUAGAAUUAUGAGAAGAGUUUUCUGAAUUAAUUACUCCAACCGGCGGACAAAGUUCAUUUGAGGCUCCAAGAGAAGUUUGAAAACCGCUUUUUUGGUGUGUGAAUCAUGUUAGGAGUGUUUUUUAGAAAGCUAGGGUUAAAUGUGGUUAAGAUGUUAAGGAAAUACCACGGAAGAACUGCCAUUCGGGGGACAUAACCGAAAAGUUCAGUAGCCAAAACAGCGGAAACCAGAACAGCAGCAGCCAAAACAACAGCCUCGUUAAUUUCAAUUAUGAACGAUAAAACAAUGAAUUGAGGUCUACUGGUUUUUUAAUUAGCAUCUAAUGACCUCUAUACAACGCUCCCUAUGAAUAACAAGUUAGUGAGCAUGUUCAAGCCUUAUCACUUUCAGCCAAACAGGUUUGUUUAUCCAACAUAUUAUCAGCGACUGAUAACAUGUAGGUUGCCAAAACAAGAGAAAAAAGAAACAUUUAGGAAUUAAGAAAUAUUGUUAUGUUGCGUUUCAUUGAGGUUACGUGAUUUUACGCAAUAAAAUGAAGUGCAUUCUUUACCUCCGGAACUCCAUUCAGUUGAGAAGCACGAAUUCGUUUUUCAUAGUUGUACGUGACCAAGCCUACAGUAUACCCAUGAAAAAAUAUUUUUAAAACGCUUAUCAGUUUUUCACUUUAUCGAGACACAAUAACUUUCAAGUGGAAUUUUACGAGUUUUGACUAUUUUGUUCCGUGAAUCA
This is a messenger RNA of Pocillopora verrucosa, 1892 nucleotides long. Its product is annotated as adenosine receptor A1-like. NCBI's taxonomy places the organism in Eukaryota, Metazoa, Cnidaria, Anthozoa, Scleractinia, Pocilloporidae. Gene Ontology annotation, biological process: G protein-coupled receptor signaling pathway. Gene Ontology annotation, molecular function: G protein-coupled receptor activity. The record is from RefSeq and is a predicted model, not a curated record. Gene Ontology annotation, cellular component: plasma membrane.